This is a messenger RNA of Podarcis lilfordi (Lilford's wall lizard), 13234 nucleotides long. The record is from the annotation of a GenBank genome assembly. Lineage: Eukaryota; Metazoa; Chordata; Lepidosauria; Squamata; Lacertidae.
GCAAAGCAACGUGUGCGAAUGGAUGGGCGUGUUCCACCACGGGAUGGGGCUCAGACCCUAAAACGGCAUUACUGGGGCGUGAGUGAUCCCAAUGACAUCAGAUGGGCCCCAGCCCAGCCUUGACGCACGUCAGGGGCCGCCUCCCCUCCAACCCGCCCUCCUCCUCUCCCCCCCACCUCGCGAGAUUCAAAAGCUUCCCCGCCAGACAUCAAACAAACCAGACUUCCCCGCAACCAAACCCGGAUCGCACACGGGCUCCGGCCGCCCCAGCGCCGCAGGUGAGAGACGGGACAGCGAGCCUGCUGCUGGAGGGUGGCUGGGUGGGGGGGCAAGGUCUCGUGGGACAGGGAGCCUGGGCGUCUUUUGCUUUGAGAGAGAGGGGGGAGUGUGAGCUAGUGGUUUAAACUGAUGCUGAAUUGGUGCCAGGGCUUGACCCUGGAUGGCCACUCAAAAGAGAGAAAGCCACCGCGCCCUUGAGCACAUGCAGAGUGCAAUUCACUCAGCCCUGAGUAGCCACAAAGAAGCCCCUCUGUAUGGGACAAUUAGGACUUCAGUUGGGUUAGUAUUAUAUUUCAAGGGCUUUCAGUUGCAGUGGUAUUUCCAGAGGCGUUGAAACGCUGCAUCCCUCCUUCCCCCACUCCCCAACCUAGAAAAAUAAGCUCUAAUGUUGCUGAAGGGAUGGAGUGACUGGAUCUUAAAGCCCCAACACCAGGGUGGGGGCUGGUGUCCUGUGUAUAUAUGAAUACUUCAGAUUACUUGAUAGAUAGUUGGAAAGCUUUUUAAAAAAUGUAUUUCUGCCCCUCCUCGCCGUUUGAGUUGGUAACUGAGUGCUUAGAAUUUCCUUGAGUUCCCUUCUCCUGUGUUUUGCUUUAAUGCACUUUGAGGUGCCAAUUAUGAGUUCCUGGUCCAAAUGAGCAAUUGCAAUACGUAGGCUGGGUUGAUUUAACAGGAGUAAAAUAAGGUGCGUGUUCACCUGCCCACUUGCUGCCAAAACUCCACUCCUUGUUGCAACAGAGCUGGAAGUAGCGGUUAGUGGUUGCAACCUGGAAUGUGACUUGAAAAGCCGUGAUUGAGCUGCUCUCAGGGGGCAGCAGGAGAGCCUAGUGGUCAGUGCAAAGGUGGGAGCAUGCAGGUCUAGGGCAGCUUGGGGGGUGCGUGUGGAGGCUUGCUGUGUACACUUCAAGGAAAAGACUUCAGCUGCAAGACACGUACAUGUCUUGAUUUGCAUAACAAAAGGUCCCCAGUUUAUCUCGGUAGCAUCAUCCAAGGAUCAUAAUGUUGGUUGUGAAUGAGCUGGCACAAAGGACUGGCAACAACACUGAUAGUGAGGUUGCCGAGUUCUGAGCCUGCUGCCACAUUGAUUGAUAUAGGUUGGCAUGAAUGCUGAUGCCUGCAGAACCUAUCUCAGUCUGGUUGGUACUUUGAUCUGUCACAUAUACCUGAAAAGCUGGGCUGGGAGAUCUGUACUCCAGAACACCGAUUCUUGGAAGUCUGAUCAUGCCAAGCAAUCCUCCAGGGGUGGCACUUUGCAGUUUUCAAGGUACCUUUUAAGAAGUGGUGGAAAGGAGGGUUUUCUUUUCAUGGUGGUAUAAUAAUAAUAAUAAUUAAUAAUAAUUUAUUAUUUAUACCCCGUCCAUCUGGCUGGGUUUCCAACCACUCUGGGCGGCUUCCAACAGAAUAUUAAAAUACAAUAACCUAUUAAACAUUAAAAGCUUCCCUAAACAGGGCUGCCUUCAGAUAUCUUCUAAAAGUCUGGUAGUUGUUUUUCUCUUUGACAUCUGGUGGGAGGGCGUUCCACAGGGCGGGUGCCACUACCGAGAAGGCCCUCUACCUGGUUCCCUGUAACUUGGCUUCUCGCAGUGAGGGAACCGCCAGAAGGCCCUCAGCGCUGGACCUCAGUGUCCAGGCAGAAUGAUGGAGGUGGAGACGCUCCUUCAGGUAUACAUACAUGUGCCACUGCCUGUGGUCAGACGGUUUGGGGAAUGUUUUUGGGAAGGGAUUUUAUUGGAGGCAAAAGUGGUGCCAGUGCCCACUGCUGCCUGCUCCCCUCUGGCACAGCAGCAAGAGAGGAGGCUGAUGGAAAAGAAGCUCAAACCCGUCAGCCGCCUCUUUCAUCACUAGGUCUCCAAUGCAGCAAUGCGAAAAGGGUGAAGACUGCCUCUCCCCAUAUAAACCGUCCCGGACUCUGUGUUCAUCAUCUGAGGCCCUUCUUUGUAUGCCUCCUCCACAUGAGGUUCGGAGGGUGGCAAACACGAGAAGGGGCCUUUUCUGUAGUGGUUCCCCAUCUGUUGAAUGCUGUCCCCAGGGAUGUUCGCCUGGCACCUUCAUUGUAUAUUUUUUAAGGCUCCAGGCGAAACGGUUCCUGUUCAACUAGCUGAUUAAUAUUCUACUUUAGAAUGUGUUUAAAAUGUGUCUGUGGGAAGGGGGAAAGGAAUUGUUUUGCUGGUUUGGUUUAAUUCUCUUGUAUUUUAUUCUGGGAACCACCCCGAGAUCUUUUGGUGAAGGGCAGUAAAUUAAUUUAAUAAAUAAAAUAAAUAUAAAUAAGAUCAGCGUCGGAAGUUAGGGGGCAGUGAAGAUCAGCGUUGAAAAGGGGGAUUGAAAAUGGGCAUGGGGGAGAGAUUUCCAAUAUUUCCCAAGUGAAGAUCAGCAUCAAGAAGAAGGGGACAGCAAGGAUCAGCAUCAAGACCGUGGGGUGUGAGGAGCCUUGGCUGCAUAUAAAAACAGCACCCCUCACAUACUGCAAUGGGGGAGGCAUCAAUUUCUGAUUCGCCUCUGGUGCCCAAAUGUCUGGGGCCAACCCUGGUUCUAUCAAGCCACAGGGGCAACUCUUUAUUUGGCUUCCUGGUAUGUCUGUACACGUAUGAUAAUCUGGGCUCAUGUAAGCUGCGUGUUUGGGGUCACCGAUGGUUGUGUGCGUUCACCACCGAGGGAGUGCAGGACCAGGCUUUUUGGAAGGCCAGUUCCAAAUGUUGCUUCGGGUUGCUCUAGCAGCAGAAGAGAUUGGAGUAGUGGUGCAUAGUGGUUAGAGUGUGGGAUUUGCUGUUCAGUGGUUUGUAGAGAAAUGCAUAAGCUAGACAGGGGUCAGCAAACUUUAUCAGCAGGGUGCCAGUCCACUGUCCCUCAGACCUUGUGGGGGGCCAGACUAUAUUUGGGGGGGGGGGGAUGAACAAAUUCCUAUUCCCCAAAAAUAACCAAGAGAUGCAUUUUAAAUAAAAGGAUACAUUCUACUCAUGUAAAAACACACUGAUUCCCAGACCGUCCGCGGGCCGGAUUGAGAAGGCGAUUGGGCCGGAUCCGGCCCCAGGCCAUGAUUUGCCUACCCAUGAGCUAGAGGGCUCCCUAAAGGCUUGUGGCACAAAAUGGGGGUUUUCUUCACUGAUGUGGGGGUGUCCACAGGCUGUCAUCCCAGUGCUGUCCUGGACUUUUCUCCCUUUAAAGGUGUUUGCUUGUUUAUCAUUGGAAAGUCCAAAAUGGCAAGGAUCAAAAACUCUGUGUUUAAAGGGGGAAAGUUUCUGGGACAAAACUGGGCUGGGGUCCACAUUUUGGUCUGGUGUGGAUAAGCCCUAGAUUUUACCAGCGGCUCUGAGAGGCCAGGAAUUCUGGGUUUGACAGUGCAAUCUUAUUCAUGUCUACACACUUGAGUUCGGUGAGACUUGUCUUUAAGUAAGUAUGUGCAGGAUUUCACUUGAUAUUUGCGGUUAAAAUAGGAGGAAGGAGAUUUUCAUGUGCUGUUGCAGGAAGGGGCAAGCAAGGGGGAAAACAACAACAGGAUUUCUGUUCCAUUUGCUAAGUGGGGUGUGCAAAUGGUAUGUACUGUGUCAAGCACUUUGUCAUUUAUUUAUUCAAUGACCCGUUGGUGUCAUUUGCUGUAAUCUUUUUGAAAACGCCUCUUCCUUGGCUCUAUUAAUAAUUUUUUAUAGAGUUAGCCUGAGCCCCUGCCAGGAGGUUAGUUUGGAGUGGAGGAACCUGGAGAGAAACUUGUGUAAACAUUUAAUAGUGGCACCAGCAAUCUCCAAACAGAUUGGCUAUCGCCCUCUUCUUGGGGGGUGGGGGGUUGUUGCAGGCUAGCCAGGAGCCCUGUCCAUUGUUGGCUUUAAUGCAAAUCAUGGCUCAGCCUCUGGUUGGGUCCACCCAUAUGUGAAAGAUGGGAUAACUCGGCAGGUAUAUUAACUCUGGGUCUCUGGUGCAGUACAUCAUUCUUGCCUGUAGGUGAUGUACACACCCCAAAGGUUCAAGAUGACAGAUUUUGGCUAGGGAGAAAGAGACAGCAUCAUCUAUGGUAGUACAGUGGUACCUCAGGUUAAGUACUUAAUUCGUUCCGGAGGUCUGUUCUUAACCUGAAGCACCACUUUAGCCAAUGGGGCCUCCUGCUGCCGCCAUGCCGCUGGAGCAUGAUUUCUGUUCUUAUACUGAAGCAAAGUUCUUAACCUGAAGCACUAUUUCUGGGUUAGCGGAGUCUGUAACCUGAAGCGUAUGUAACCUGAAGCAUAUGUAACCCGAGGUACCACUGUAGUCUGUGCCUAGACUUGCAAGAAACCACAGCCUUUAAAGUCUAAGCACCAGGGCUUUUUUUUUCCAGGGGGAACUCAUAGGAACUCAGUCCCGGCCCCUCUCAGGUGGGUGCCAUUGCCAUUCUAAGAGAUUUUAUGCCCCUUCUUGUGCUUCUGCACUGGUUGCAAGUGAGCAUCUCAGAAUGAUCCUUGGAGCUGGCAUUCCUCAUUAAAUCGGACACUGCUCUGAGCCCAUAGAGAGGUUGUUCCUUUGCCCAUAAAUCUUUCACCCUUUGAGAUAUGCAGGUGAGGCCAUUUUCUAUAUCUCUUAGGGACCAACAGUAAACACCAGAGCCGUGUGCAUUGAAAGCUGAAAUUUAUUUAUUUUUAAUGCACCCAGGAAAUCCAGAUUCUGCAGCUAAGAAGCUGAACAAUGUGACUUUUGUAAACUGUGCAAACUGGGGGGAAUCCUAAGUUUUGCACAUAAUUUAUUCUGGCUUUGUUAAUCAUGGGAAAUAACAAGGGACUAAAGCCCCUUGACCAUUUCACCUCUCACUCUAGAACCAGCCCCACAGCAGUCUUUAUUAAAUUUGUCCAGAGCUGGGUGUUCCCAUUCCUCAGGGUGUAAACCCAAAUGGGGAGACCGUAUUUUUUUUUUAUUGCCCCUUUGAGAUUACUGUACCUGGGUAGUGCACUUAGCAGCCUUCUGCCAUCUGCAGUGGGUUCCAGCUUUUAUACCUCCUGCCCAGAUGCCAGCGGGUACAAUCCCCAUGCUACAAGUUGUUGAUGUGGGGAAGAAAAGUCCAGUGAGUCGCAACUUGCCAUAGUACUCACCUCCUGUUCUCCUGCCCACAACAUUUCUGCACUCUUGUCUGUUGGCAUGAAGCCGCUGUGGGCUUUUGGGAGCAGGGGUCCAGGUGGCACAAAUCUGCCCUCCCUGCCUCCCUGUCUUUCAGCCAUCUUCUUUCCCCACUGCCUCUGAAUAGUGCCGUGUGUAUUCUUGACCUGUGGAUAAAUGUUAAAUACCGUAUUUUUCGCUCUAUAAGAUACACCAGACCACAAGACGCACCUAGUUUUUGGAGGAGGAAAACAAGAAAAAAAAUAUUCUGAAUCUCAAAAGCCAGAACAGCAAGAGGGAUCGCUGCGCAGUGAAAGCAGCAAUCCCUCUUGCUGUUCUGGCUUCUGUGACAGCUGCACAGCCUGCAUUCGCUCCAUAAGACGCACACACAUUUCCCCUUACUUUUUAGGAGGGAAAAAGUGAGUCUUAUAGAGCAAAAAAUACAGUAAAUACCAUCUGCAUGCUUAAUGGGUUUUUAAUAGUUUGUUUUGCAUUGUAAUUGUUGUGUUUGUUUUGUGUGCUGCUCAGAGAGCACUUACGCGGUGGGGUGGCCCCAUUCCAUCGACAAUAAAUUCUCCUGAGAACAAUCCAGCUCACUCACUACCUUGACUAUUCCUUCCAGGGAUGGAUGUCACUAUACUGCCAAAGGGCGUUGUCUCUAUCGGACGUCGGAUCGUCACCAUCGGCUUUGCGCUGCUCAUACUGUCCAUAUUGGCAUGGGCCUACAUUUCGGGGAACCAGCUGGCUUCCGACCGGUACCACAUUAUGGCAUUUGGCCUCUACGGGGCCUUCCUCACGGCCCACCUCAUCAUCCAGAGCUUCUUUGCCUUCCUGGAGCACAAGAGGAUGAAGAGGGACUCUCUGACUUGCAGCUACACCAAGACGGUGGCUCUCACCAUCUCCGCUUACCAGGAGGACCCGGCUUACCUCCGUGAGUGCCUCGAGUCUGUUAAGGCGACUUUGUACCCUCCAGAGAAGCUCCGGGUCAUCAUGGUGAUCGAUGGCAACAGCCCUGACGACCGGUACAUGAUGGACAUGUUCCAAGAGGUCUUUGCUGGGGAAGACGUGGGGACGUUUGUCUGGGAGAACAACUACCACCACCAGCCUCUGUUGGAUGUAGACGAAGGGGACAGCGGCUACCAAGCCGGAGAUGAGCCGCCUGUCUACAGUGAAAUAGAUAUGGACGACCUCGGACAGCUGGCCGUAGAAGAGCUGAUCCGGACCAAGAGAUGUGUCUGCAUCAUGCAGAAAUGGGGAGGGAAGAGGGAAGUCAUGUACACAGCUUUCAAGGCCCUGGGCAACUCGGUGGACUACGUCCAGGUAAAUGGCUCCUAUCCGGUUGUCUCGCUUCCUCAUUUGUUUUAUCCCAUCCCGCAAUGUCCUCCAGGCACAACCCCAGUCAGGCUGAGAGAUAGGGACUGGGCCAAGAUUUCCCGCAGCAGAGAAAGGCUGUUGAACUUCAAAGGGGAAUUAAAGCAGAAAGUAGGGAGGAGAUGGUGGGAAAGGCAGAGAUCCUUGCCACAUGAGUAAGGUGCUAGCUGUAGGACUUGCGUUCGACCGAGCGACUCUUCCGGUUGAGUCCUCUGACGUGAUUACCGACCUGAGCCUUUGAUGAGGCUCCAAGCACGUUCCCCCAUUACGCAGAGUAUCCAGCACACAGGGAAGUAGCCGAGAUAGUAUGACCUACAUUGCAAAGAGUGUUUUAUUUCUAACUACGCAGACAGAAAAGAAAUGUACAUGCUCUGUCUGUGAAAGCAGAGAGCAGCUGAACAAAAAAGGAACAGGAAACCAGUAAUGUCACAUCCGUCUUCCGUGAGACUUCCAACAGUCUGGAAUGUCUCUGGAAUGCAAAACAGAGUCUUGUGACUCCAAGAACUGCACAGUGGCAACACACAGAAACCUAACACUAGCAGCAGAAGUGGCAGGGCAAAUGGCCCUAAGAGGGAAAGGGAAGGGGUGCUUGAGUUUGCCCGUCUCCUGUGCCUGCUGCCUGAAACGGUUGUCUCAUUCCACCUCUUGAACAGCCCUGCCCUGUAUGCUAGCCAUGUGUCGUGCCUCAGCGUUUGCUUUUGAGCAGAGGUUGGACGGUCAGGGUUGCUUUAGCUGAGAAUCCUGGGGUUGGACUAGAUGACCCCUGGGGUCCCUUCCAGCUCUGCAAUUCAACAAUAUGCUCUCCAUUCUUCUCUGGCUGCACAUUGGAAGAUCAGCAAUUAUGGGCAAAUGCGUCUUCCAUUGCUGACCUCAUUAAGGUGCUCCUGGUCAGCUUACAAGGAAGCUUGUGGUUCCUCAGUAUAGACCUUGACAACCGCUGAAGUGUAUACUUAAGUGCAUUCUGUGAUUUCUGCAGAAGCUCAGAAAAAUACCAAAAUAUGGCAUUGGUUGCAGGGUUCAGCAUUCUGAGACAGGGAUGGGAUGAGGCAAGGCGAGGCACCGAAACCUCUGUUUCCUGACCCACACAAAUCCCACUGAGUUGUCUUCUUCUCCAGUUAUUGACUUAUGCCAUAAGAGCUACGAACUUGGUUUAUUUAAAAACAAAUGCUCGGUUGCUAGCCAGACCCUUGUGGCUUGUUAAGAUUGACCUUUUAGAAGUGUGCGAGUCAGUGCCUGAAGAGAGCGUGCUUCUGCGAGUCAAAGGGAGCGGCCCCUAACACUUUACUAUGGGAAGCAUCAUCAAUUGUGCAAAAUACAGAAAUAUAUGGAAAUUUGCUUAAUUUGCACAGUCCAGCUUAUCUGGGAAUAGAAUUUAUUUUUCUUGGUUUUGCCUAGUCAUGCUACCUAUGAACUAUCUCCUCUCCUACUACCUCUGGGCUUUAAUAUCUAAUUUGACCCUUUCAAGCUUAUUCUGAAGGGCGCCAUGCUGCCCUUAACUCUGGAGGCAUCCCUGGUCACCAACUAAUUUUGCCGGAGUGCCAGACUGACAAAGCAGAAGAGGAGCAGCAAGCCAAAGUCUCUGCCCCUGCCCCACCUUUGUUUCCAAAAUUGCCUCCUGCCAAAUCCCACCAAAUCCAGAUGUUGCUCUUUGCCUCACAGGCUGGCAAGGAGUGGACCAGAUGGCACCUGUCUGCAGGGUAGAUUUGUCCUGGGGUUUCCAGUUGCUGACCUUUCAUGUAUAUACUCUGGGGGUGGGGGCGGGAGAGAUCGAAACCUUGUCCCAAGGAAACCCCAAUUCUUCACCAAGGGGGAGGGGGAAGCGUCUGCAAUCCACAUGAAUCUGUUUAUCUAAUUUUGUUUACGCAUUGCUUCUUCUUUAGCAUCUCAGAGCAAGUACGUAAUACAAUAAAAAUGUAUAUUUUAAAAACUGCCUGUAAAAAUGCAGUUAAAACAAUUGCAUAUAUAGAAAUGAUUUCAACUCCAAUACAGAUGCCAAGAGGGAUUGCCACUUAGAAGUAUUAUUGAAAGAGGAAAAUGUUCAACAUGAUAAUUAUCCUUAUUAAGCCUUAUUAAACGUGUAGCUCAUUGCUUACUUUGCAAAACCUAAGCUGCUUCCCCGGGUUGUAAUGAGGAGCAAAACUCGUCAAGAUGGUGAAGUUUUGCCCUUUGACCUCUACCCAUCAUGUCCUACUCUCAAGGUCCCACCUGUAUCUCCAUCGGCUUCUUACCUGGCUAACCAUAUAACCCAAAUUUCUAUCUCUCUUUCAAUGUAACAGAUUAUUGCAUCCAUAUCAUUAACUGUGCUUUACAAAUUAGUUUUCAUAAGCUUCCCCUCCACUCCUUGCUUCCCAGCCAUCUUCAACCAAACUAUUGAUCCACUGUAUGUUCUGCAAUAUGAGCCAUUCAUUCUCCCUCAUUUGUACAUCACUCAUUAGCCAAAGAAGUAUCAUUUCUAACUUUGGGGGUGUACAAAAUGCUUUAUAACUUUUUUCCUGUUCUUAUCCUUGCAUUAAUUGCACCCGUUUUACAGACAAGGCAAGCAAAGACUGAUUUGCCUCAAGCCAGUCAAUUAAUCACAUAAACCGAGACAGCGUCUGAGCUGGGCUCUUCCCCUGCACACACUCUGUGCUCUCCCCCAUUGCAUCACACUUGUCACAGACACGAAUGUUGCUUUUUUGGGAAGCUUUUCAUACAUUCUCCGGUUUUGCCACAGACCCUGGGACACUUCACACAUGCAUGUGCAUUACUUAAUUAUUGUGCACUUAGCAGUUGCACACUGGAAAGGAUUGUGGCGUUGACCAAGCUAUGAAAGUGUCAAAGCUGGGGCAUUUCACCGCAAGCUUAGUCAUCGCUCGGUGUCACAAUUCUCCAGUGACGACUGUGCAGAUGUGUGAAUCAGCCUUUGAAAGUGUAAGUGCUCUGGCUAACUUUCCCCGUGUUCUGUAAAUCGAGCUUCUGGCAACUUGGAUCUCUCUGGCAAAUUCUAGGGGUGUCCCUUCUCAAUCUCCAUCUCUUGGCCUCUCCCAGGUUUGCGAUUCGGACACCAAGCUGGCCCCAGAUGCAACCCUGGAACUGGUGAAGGUGCUGGAGUCGAACGAACGCUACGGGGCUGUCGGCGGGGAUGUGCGGAUCCUCAACCUCUCCGACUCCUAUAUCAGCUUCAUGAGCAGCUUGCGAUACUGGAUGGCCUUCAACAUCGAGCGCGCCUGCCAGUCUUACUUUGACUGUGUUUCUUGUAUCAGUGGCCCCCUGGGUAAGACUUCCCCUGUGCAUUGGUUCCGCCUCCUUACUUUCAACAGGAAGCAGUUUAUUCGUUUGAUCAGAAAGCUUGUUAUGUUUUACCAGCCUGUUGUAUACAGUGGUACCUCUGGUUGCGAACGGGAUCCAUUCCGGAGCCCCAUUCACAACCUGAGCAGAACGCAACGCGCAUCUGCGCAUGCGUGGGUCACGAUUCACUGCUUCUGUGCAUGUGCGUGACGUUAUUUUGAGCGUCUGCGCAUGCGCGAGUGGCGAAACCCGGAAGUAACCCUUUCUGGUACUUCCGGGUCACUGUGGGACACAACCUAAAAAGAUUUAACCUGAAGCGUCUUUAACCUGAGGUAUGACUGUAUUUGUAUCAGGAACGCGGGCAGCACCGUGGUCUAAACCAGUGAGCCUCUCGUGCUUGCUGAUUGGAAGGUCGGUGGUUUGAAUCCGUACGACAGGGUGAGCUCCUGUUGCUCUGUCCCAGCUCCUGCCAACCUAGCAGUUCAAACACAUACCAGUGCAAGUAGAUAAAUAGGUACUGCUGCGGCGGGAAGUUAAGCGAUGUUUCUGUGCGCCCUGGCACUCAACAAGGAGUGCCGUUGUGCCACGAGCAGUUUAGUCAUGCUGGCCACAUGACCCGGAAAAGCUGUCUGUGCACAAACGCCAGCUCCCUCGACCUGAAAAUAGAGAUAAGUGCAGCACCUCAUAGUCAAAUUUUACUGGACUUAACUAUUCAAGGGUAUUUUACCUUACGUUUGUAUCUCACCUGUUUUGUCCCCCACUAUAGGCCUGUAUCGGAAUGACCUUCUGCAGCAGUUUCUAGAGUCCUGGUACAAUCAGAAGUUCCUGGGUACCCACUGCACCUUUGGAGACGACCGGCACCUCACCAACCGGAUGCUGAGCAUCGGCUAUGCCACCAAGUAAGAACAUGUGGAUACUUGGGUUUUCUGGAGCAAGGGUGAUGCAGAAUGAAAAAUGGCAAGAAGAUGGGAAAAGUGCAAGGAGACCGCAUCUUGUUGCUCCAGCUCCCAUGAGCCCCAAAGCAGCACGGCCGCUGGUCAAGGAUGAUGGGAGUUGUAGUCAGUGGCAUAGUGUGGGUUGCCAGUGCCCGGGACUAUGCAGAACAGGGGGGAUGGAAACGGACAGAAUAGGCAUGCGCAGUUGCAGAGUUAAGAAAAAUAGAGUCAUUCCGUUGUCUGGAGAGGUCACUUCCUGGUUCAUAUGGAGAAGCCGUUUUCAACAGAGCCCAGAGAUGGAACCGGGCACUGAAAUUUUGUGCCCCUAACCAUUUUGCACCUGGGGCAACCGGCCCUGUGCCCCCCGUGGUAUACCACUGGUUGUAGCUCAGUAACAUCUGGAGGGCUGCAGGUUCCCCAUUCCUGUUCCAGACGAAAUUGAAUGAAGACCAUAUUAUAUUCUUAAUUUCUCCUUUGUGUACCAGGUACACUGCUCGCUCCCGCUGCUACUCGGAGACACCGUCCGUGUUCCUGAGAUGGCUGGCGCAGCAGACUCGCUGGACCAAGUCCUACUUCCGCGAGUGGCUCUACAACGCCCUCUGGUGGCACCGCCACCACCUGUGGAUGACCUACGAGUCGGUGGUGGCCGGGAUCUUCCCCUUCUUCGUCACGGCCACCGUCCUGCGGCUCUUCUACGGGGGGAACUUGUGGGACAUCCUGUGGGUGCUGCUCUGCGUCCAGCUGGUGGCUUGCGUGAAGGCCCUUUACGCCUGCUGGCUGAGGAAGAACUUCAUCAUGAUCUUCAUGUCUCUCUACGCCGUGCUCUACAUGGGCGGCUUGCUGCCAGCCAAAUACUUCGCCAUCAUCACGAUGAACAAGAGCAGCUGGGGCACCUCAGGCAGGAAGAAGAUGGUGGGGAACUAUAUGCCUCUGCUGCCUGUCUCCAUCUGGGGCCUGCUGCUCUUGGGAGGCCUGGUCUACACCAUCUACCAGGAGGCCCUGGCUGACUGGACAACCGAGGCCAAGCAGACCGAGAUCUGGUACCUGCUCAUUGGCUCAGCCAUCUAUGUCGGCUACUGGACGUUCAUGAUCAUGCUUUAUUGGCUGUGGGUGCGGAGAUGCUGCCGGAAACGGGUGGAUUUCUAUAGUGUUCAGGUGUGAAGGGCCUGGGGGGGGUUCUGAAACCUGACUGUAAGACAGAAUCUCGGACCAGUGAGGGCUUGGGUGCUCACCCAAGGUCUAGGAGUGAAGAGUGAUCUCGUAGGAGCCACUCCUGGCUAAGAAAUGAUGAGUUCAGUGUCCUGUGAGUUUCCACUCCAUCAUGUGGUCUGUCAGCAGAGUGGGUGUACCCACUCCUUGGGUUCUCUUCUAGGACUAGAAGUCCCAGGGUUGCCUGAAUCUCAGGGAGGAGAUCUUUUACCCAACAAGACGUGAGGAUCUCCUAGCCUCCUCUUCUCUCCCUCUUUGGCUGCUAACGGUCUAGGUCCUGGGAGAUGUUUCUGACCUCAAUUUAUUUAUAUAGUGUUCGAGUUUUUUCACGUUCCAAAAAAAGCCAAAUGUUUGCCUUCUCCUCCUUCUUGAAAUGCAGCCAUCUCUGGGGUGGGUCAGCUGGGUGAUGCGAAACCCCACAGGGACACCUGACGCACAGGAACCAAUCUCAUUGCACUGAAAUGCCACUGCAGAUCCAAGUCAUGAGUGCUGCAGCCACUGAGCAGAGAGACAAGGAUGGAGGGAUGUUGGCCAAUGGUUGCUGUUCAGUUGACGCAUGCAACAGGUUGGCUCUGACUGGGGAAAGAGGGAGGUGGGUAACCUCCUUUUGAUGGAACUGGAGACCAGACCUUGACACACAUGAAUCCUGCAUGACAUAAAAGGAUUCUCUUCCCUCUCUUUUUCCCGCAAGAAAAAGAAAUCCCUUAGUGCUAUGUCUUAUCUUGACUUGUUGAACACUUGAUGGUUACAGAAGAAACACAGUUUACAGUUGUGGGACAGAAGCUGGAAGCUUCUGUCUUGGUUUUUGCUUUGUUUGUUUUUGUUUCUUUCACCUGGAAAGGAAAUUGGCAUUGUGGCUGAGAGGGGAGGGUCAAAGUCGCCCUUAAUCACCUCUCUGUUACUGUUUUUUAAAUUGUAAUGUUGACCAUUGGAGUUUGGGGAGCUCCUUUCUACAGGAAAAUGAAGGAGCGUGAUAUUAUUUAUUUGCUGUAUUUUAAUAAUAAGGGCUAUUUAAUGGUUGUUGAUGUCUUUUUAAAAAAAGAAAGAAAAUUGAAUAAUGAGGAUUUUUAAAAAAAAUGUUAUUUUUUAUAAAUGGUAUUAAAAAAUAAAACAUAUUUUUUUGG